AUGGCAACUUUUCUUGUAGAGAAACUUCUCUCCGGCGACGUCCUCGAACUACCAAAGCACGACCGGCCCACGUUCGACUUCGUCGUCUACGACGGUGUCCGCACCAUGUUCGGCGUCCACUCACGGUAUGGCUGGCUUGAAAUCGGCCGUUCCAUCCGAAACAACGAAAUCGACGUGUGGGGGGAGUGGAGCUACACGAGCUCUGAUUGCGACGGACCAUGCUCUUGGGCAUCGCAGGACUGCAGUAACCCGGUUCUCCAUGACGGCUUCCUCUACCUGCUGAAUAGGGAUGGCGCAUUAGCAGUGUACGACGAGAGAAAACACGAUGAAGGAUUCAACAUUCUCGAGAAGCCUGGAAGUUUUACAUUCGAGCACGAUGACAGCUACUUGGUCAAGUCCGACCAUGGCGAGCUGAUGGCCGUCCUUAUCGGACAUCGGGAGACACCAGUCAACAUUGUCAAACUGAACGAGCACACCAUGGAGUGGGAGAAGAUACAAGACCUAGAGGGGAGGACAUUGUUUACCGGCACAUUGACGACGACGAUGAAGAAGACUAACAUCAAGUGGAUGCAGAACAAGGUUUUCCUUCCGAGAUUGUACGAUUGGCCUGACACCGUCCAUGUUGACCUUGUUCAGCGUGAAGGUGAAGUUGCCUUUGUUCCAAAGUAA
Molecule: messenger RNA, 669 nt
Organism: Lolium perenne
Lineage: Eukaryota; Viridiplantae; Streptophyta; Magnoliopsida; Poales; Poaceae
Source: RefSeq, a predicted model, not a curated record